This is a messenger RNA of Salmo salar (Atlantic salmon), 6836 nucleotides long. NCBI's taxonomy places the organism in Eukaryota, Metazoa, Chordata, Actinopteri, Salmoniformes, Salmonidae. The record is from RefSeq and is a predicted model, not a curated record.
CAAUAUGAAUUUAUGGGCUGAACACCUGCAUGAAGUGUAUGAAGACUUUAUAUGACAUAAAUAUCAACAUAUAAUAUAAAAAACCUAUACGUGUUGAACGCGUCGACUGUGUUGAAAUGGGAAGUAGCCAACAUUUUAUAAGGAAGUAGAGAAAUAACGGCCGAAGAAACAUGUUUGAGCUGUGUGAGCUGUGACUUACAUCUAAAAUGAGUCUCUCUGGGGAGAGAGAGGAGGAGACCACUGCCUCUAAAACAAGUCUCUCUGGGGAGAGAGAGGAGGGGACCACUGCCUCUAAAAUGAGUCUCUCUGGGGAGAGAGAGGAGGAGACCACUGCCUCUAAAAUGAGUCUCUCUGGGGAGAGAGAGGAGGAGACCACUGCCUCUAAAAUGAGUCUCUCUGGGGAGAGAGAGGAGGAGACCACUGCCUCUAAAAUAAGUCUCUCUGGGGAGAGAGAGGAGGGGACCACUGCCUCUAAAAUGACUCAAGACACCAGUUCUAAGAGUGUCCAGAAGCCCAGUGCAGAGUCCCCUACAACCAGCCCGCUAUCAAUGAAGAGUGAUCAGCCACCUGCUUUCAGCCAGGAACCACUACCAGAUGACAAUAAGGAAGUGGAGACUUUGGACAGUGAGGAUGCAUUAAAGAUCACACACAACCUUCUGGACAGAAGAAGUCAAACUCUGCUGACAGUCCAACAAGACAUUAAGGCUAAACUGAAACACAAGUAUCAACACAUAUCUGAAGGAAUUGGACACCAUGGAAACCAAAGUCUGUUAAAGGACAUCUACACAGAGCUCUACAUCACAGAGGGUGGAAGUGGAGGGUUCAAUAAUGAACAUGAGGUUAGACAGAUAGAGAUGGCAUCCAAGAAACAAACCACACAAGAGACGCCAAUCAAAUGCAACGACAUCUUCAAGCCUUUACCUGAACAAGACAAACCUAUCAGAACUGUGCUGACAAAAGGAAUCGCUGGCAUUGGAAAAACAGUCUCUGUGCAGAAGGUCAUCCUUGACUGGGCAGAGGGAAAAGCAAAUCAGGACGUUCAUUUCAUGUUUCCUCUUCCUUUCCGUGAUCUGAACCUGAAAAAGGACCAAUACAAUCUGAUGCAACUUCUUUCCCACUACUUCCCAGAGCUGAAAGAGAUUGACAGCAUUGAAGAUGGUGAAACCAAAACUGUUUUCAUUUUUGAUGGUCUGGAUGAGUGUCGACUUCCUCUAGACUUUAAAAACAAUGAGAAGUGCUGUGAUGUCACGAAGCCAACCUCAGUGGACGUGCUGCUGACAAACCUCCUCGAGGGGAAUCUGCUUCCCUCUGCUCUCGCCUGGAUAACCUCACGGCCUGCAGCAGCCAAUCAGAUCCCUCCUGAGUGUGUUGACCAGGUGACAGAGGUACGAGGGUUCAAUGAUCCACAGAAAGAGGAGUACUUCAGGAAGAAAAUCACAGAUCAGAAUCUGGCCAAUGAAAUCAUCAAACACAUGAAGACAUCAAGGAGCCUCCACAUCAUGUGCCACAUGCCGGUCUUCUGUUGGAUAUCAGCCACUGUCCUUGAGAUGAUGCUGAAAGAGGCAGAGAAGGAUGAAGUCCCCAAAACUCUGACCCAGAUGUACUCACACUUCAUGCUCAUCCAAACCAUUGUGAAGAACAGGAAGUACAACAAAGCCACAGAGACAAACCCAAAAGAACUGUCUCAGUCAGACAAAGAGAUGAUCCUGAAACUUGCAAAGCUGGCUUUCCAACAGCUGCAGAAGGGCAACCUGAUCUUCUAUGAGGAGGACCUGAGAGAGUGUGGCCUUGAUGUCACAAAGGCAUCAGAGUACUCAGCAUUGUGUACAGAGAUCUUUAAAGAAGAAUCUGGGCUGUACCAAGAGAAUGUCUACAGCUUUGUGCAUCUGAGCAUUCAGGAGUUUCUAGCAGCAGUGCAUGCUUUAGAAUCAUGUCUGGACAAGAAGGAAAAUGUUUUCUCCCCCACUAGUGAUGAAGAGAAGCAGUCAAUACAGUUGUCUGACUUACACAGGAGAGCAGUGGACCAGGCCUUGAAGAGUGAGAAUGGACACCUGGACCUGUUCCUCCGCUUCCUUCUGGGUCUCUCACUGGAGUCCAAUCAGAAUCUGUUACGAGGCCUUCUGACACAGACAGGAAGUACAACACAGACCAAUGAGGAAACAGUUGAGAGAACAGUCAGGUACCUUUCAUACAAGAUCAAGGAGGAAUCCUCACCAGAAAGGAUCAUCAACUUGUUCCACUGUCUGAAUGAACUUGGUGCCAACUCUCUAGUUGAAGACAUGCAGACCUCCCUGCGAUCAGGAACUCUUUCAGAAACAGAGCUAAAACCUGACCAAUGUUCAGCCUUGGCCUACCUGUUACUGAUGUCAGAGGAGGUGCUGGAGGAGUUUGACCUGAAGACAUACAACACAUCAGAGGAAGGUUAUCAGAGGUUGCUGCCGGUAGUGAAAACCUGCAAGAGAGCACUACUGGAUGGCUGUAAACUCACAUAUAAAUCAUAUGAGACUCUGGCCUCAGCUCUGCAGACACCAAACUCCCCCCUGAGAGAACUGGACCUCAGCAACAAUGACCUGGGAGACAGAGGAGUGAAGCUGCUCUGUGUUGGACUAACCAGUCCACUCUGCAACAUACAGACACUAGUACUGGAUGGGUGUAAACUCACAUAUGAAUCCUUUGAGACUCUGGCCUCAGCUCUGCAGACACCAAACUCCCCCCUGAGAGAACUGGACCUCAGCAACAAUGACCUGGGAGACAGAGGAGUGGAGCUGCUCUGUGUUGGACUAACCAGUCCACUCCGCAACAUACAGACACUAGUUCUAGGUCAGUGUGGUCUGACAGAGGGUUGCUGUUCAGAUCUGGCCUCAGUCCUGAGUUCACCCAACUCACAACUGAAACAACUGGAGCUGAUAGACAAUGACCUGCAGGACUCAGGAGUUACACUGCUGUCUGCUGGACUGGAGGAUCCAGACUGUAAACUACACACACUGGGUCUAGGUCAGUGUGGUCUGACGGAGGGUUGCUGUUCAGAUCUGGCCUCAGUCCUGAGUUCACCCAACUCACAACUGAAACAACUGGAGCUGAGAGACAAUGACCUGCAGGACUCAGGAGUUACACUGCUGUCUGCUGGACUGGAGGAUCCAGACUGUAAACUACACACACUGGGGCUGUCUGGCUGUCUGGUCACAGAGGAGGGCUGUGCUGCUCUGUCUUCAGCUCUGAGGUCAAACCCCUCCCACCUGAAAGAGCUGGACCUGAGCUACAAUCACCCAGGAGACUCUGCAGGGGGACUGCUUUCAGCUGCUCUGGUGGAUCCCCCAUAUAAACUGAUGAAGCUGAAUGUGGAUCAUGGUGGAGAGUGCAGGCUGAAAUCAGGGCUGAGGAAAUAUGCCUGUCAUCUCACCCUGGACCCAAAUACAGUAAACCCAAACCUGAUACUGUCUGAGGGGAACAGUAAGGUGACACGGGUGGAAGAGAUGCAGCAUUAUGAAGACCAUCCAGACAGAUUUGACUGUAGCCCCCAUGUUCUCUGCAGAGAAGGCUUAUCUGGGUGUCCUUAUUACUGGGAGGUGGAGAUGGAUGAUGGCAUGAUUGACAUUGGUGUGGUGUACAAAGGAAUGAAGAGGAAGGGACGGGGGAGAGACAGUUUGAUUGGAGCCAAUAGGAAGUCCUGGUGUUUAGUGUGCUCUUAUAGUGGUUCCACAUUUUACCAUGAUGAAGUCUGGAGAUCCAUCUCUGGUCCUGUUCCUAACAGAGUUGGAGUGUAUCUGGACUGGCCAGCUGGUACUUUGUCCUUCUAUUGUGUGUCCUCCUCUGGUACACUGACACACCUUUACACAGAACACACCACGUUUACUGAACCCCUCUAUCCUGGGUUUGGGGUUUACUCCUCCUCAGUGACCUCAGUGACCCUGUGUCAGAUUGAUGACCAACACAUUCAAAGCAGAGACCAUGGUGGAGAGAGUUGUAUCAAGCCUGGACCUGAGACAUGGAUUCCUCAGAGCUGUAAGACUUGUGACCAUGUUGAGGACUCCACACACUGGCUUCAGAUUGAACCCUUGACUUCCACUGUCCAGGGAGUGACAAUGUUCAGACACAGGACACCCAAAGGGAGUUAUGAGUGCACAGUGUCUGGGCUCCGCUGGCUGUGUGAGAGAGAUGUCAUUCUGAAGUAUCACUUCAGGAACUGGGAACCCUACAGUCACCUUCUGAAAGACAUGCUGUACACACAAGGUGGUCCAUUGCUGGACAUCACUAUGGAGUUAGGUGAACUGGAGGAAGUUCAUCUGCCACACUGUGUCUGUUUAGGAACCAACCCUUCCCUGAGGAAUGAGAUGAAGAUUCUUCAUGUUGAGGAACAUGGAGUGUCUUUAGAGGAAGUGCAUGAGGUCACCAGAUUCCAUGCUAAGAUUCUCCAUCCCAAGUUCUCACUUAUCUCUGUUAUACUGAGAUUACUUUCUUUGAACGUAGAUGUCCACUGUGACGUGGUUCUCUAUAUGGCAGUAAAAAGGUCAACAGUCAUUUCAAGGCUGUACCUGCUCCUCAGAAACUCCAGUCAGAAAGAGGCUGUUCAGGAACGGGAGAAAAAUCAGGUGUCCAAAGGAUUUUCAGAAUUCGUCCUGUCAAGUCCAAACGGGUCCUUAAAGCUGAACAGUUGGUUUGCACUCAAGAAUCCCCACUCCACUUCCAUUAAUCCAGAGAAGAUUCAGCUGUUACCUGCAGACACCACACCAAGCUGUUGUAAGAUGAUUAUGAGAAACACAGGGGUUGACAUUGAGAUGGAGUUAAUCGGUGAUGAUGAGAGGACUGUAUGGAGAGAGAUGGUACCAAUAGAUGAAUUCAUCACUGAAACCCAUUCAACCAGUGUUGUGUUGUGGGCAGGAGGUCCGACUGAGAGCAGUCUGACUGGUUCUCCAGAGCAGCAGCUGCGUUCUGUAAGGACAGAGUUUGUGAAACGAGUAUCAGGACCUGUCCUGGAUGGUCUGCUGGAUGGACUCCUGCAACAAACAGUCAUCAACCAGGAGGAAAUGGAGUCAGUGAGGGUGAUAGCUGAGAGGGCAGAGAAGGCACGAGUCAUCAUCGACAUGGUGUUGAGAAAAGGAAAUGAGUCAAGUUCCAGGAUGAUCAACCUUCUUGGGGAGCUGGACCCCUGUCUUUGGUCACAGCCUCAGAUCAACAGUUGUAGUCAACCCCUGGGUGUGGGGAGACAAGGCAGAAUAGACAGGCAGGAUGGUUCAACAUGUUCUUGCUGUCUGUUGCUUUAAUUCAGGCUCCCAAAAAUGUACAGAAAAUGUCAAUCAAACAUGACCACUAUAAUAGCAAUAAACUUACAGAAGGACCAACCACACAGCCUCUCUCCUUCUGCAGCCUCCUGGAAGUGUGGAUCUUCUAGCAGGAGGGUCAGUCAGUCCUCCACUAGGUACCUAGCUGGACCCCUAUCUAGCAGGAGGGUCAGUCAGUCCUCCACUAGGUACCUAGCUGGACCCCUAUCUAGCAGGAGGGUCAGUCAGUCCUCCACUAGGUACCUAGCUGGACUACUAUCUAGCAGGAAGGUCAGUCAGUCCUACACACAUUCAACAUAAAUGUAUUUGAUGAAUAUAUUGUACAGUGUUGACCUGUUAGAGUUUCAUGAGAGAGGCUGAAUAUCAACACAACCACCUCAGUCUAUCAGCAGCUUUCCUGUUAGAGGUUCAUGAGAGAGACUGAAUAUCAACACAACCACCUCAGUCUAUCAGCAGUUUUCUCAGUGAGAGCCUCACGUCUGGAACACAUUGACCAUUGAAGAACAUAUAAGGAGCUGUGUAACCUGUCACUCCUUUACCAAUGACUUGAGAGUGGCUGAAGGACAUAUACGGAGCUGUGUAACCUGUCACUCCUUUACCAAUGACUUGAGAGUGGCUGAAGGACAUAUAAGGAGCUGUGUAACCUGUCACUCCUUUACCAAUAUCUUGAAAGUGGCUGAAGGACAAUCAGACCCCAUCUAUACACAAUGAUUUACUAAAUGUUUUUUAAUGUUGUAUUUUUUAUGUUUAUCUACCUGCCCAGGGACUACAGUUGAAAACUAACUAGCUGGCUAAAUCUGGCACAUUUAAAGAAAUGUCGAUUGAUGUGCAGUAUCCCAGUCAAAUACAUGUAAUACAUUCUGUGUGUGUAUAUCUAUGUAUGUUAGUAGGUCUCUGAUUACUGUUAGUUCAAUGUAACAUCAUAUACUAUACAUUAUAAUCAGUCUGUUUUGGGUUCUGCAGAAUCAUUGUAUAUCAUUGGUUACCCAUCCUAUCAUGUUACCACACAGAUGUGACUGUCUAGCUCAGCAGUUCCCAACCUUUUCCAUUCUGGAGACCAUCAAAUCACUGUUAAAAGCUCUUGAGGACCACCAUUCACGGAGUCGCUGAUAUUUUUCCACAUCAAAUAUAUUGCCGUUCAAAUUCUGUCAAUACAUGUGAAUGUAACAAGGCCUGUAAUGGUCUAUUAUUAUCAAACUAUUUGCAUUAUGAAAAGGAAUGUAAAAUUGCUUAUAAUACCAUUAAUACUCCUAACUGUUAUUAUUUUUGAAUAAUAAAAUACUACAAUCUAAAAAUAAUUGUGGACCAGCUGCACCACCCCCAGGGACCACAGGUUGUGAACCACUUGUCUAGAGUCCUUCUGCCAAACCUGGUUGUUGUGUCACACUGCCCCCUCCUGGUUACACUGCAAAACAUCACCUAAUUAAAACAAAGGAAAUAAAAAAAUAACAGCACUUUUACUAGUUAGAAUGUUAACUUAUAGGCUGAAUACUGGUAUUAAGUGUUUGAAGACUUUACAUGACAUAAAUAUCAACAAAUAAACCUGUAGGUGUUGAA